GUCUGUUUUUCCAAUGUUAAUUAUAUGUUGCAGAACUGAGUGAACCCUUAACAAUGUUAUAAUUUCUAGGAAAUGAUGAUUGUGAAAGUUAGAAACAAUCAAGUCAUCUAGAAAAAUUAGAAAUCUCAAAUAAAAGUGAUAAGAAAGAGAAUUCAAACAAAAGUAGGCUUUAGCUGUAAUAAUCUAGUUUAUAGUACAAAGAGAUAAAAAGUAAAAUCCUUAUGGAGCAAAUUGGGCGAAUAAGGUAUUAGAAAAGCAAUUUGGUGUUCAUUUAUAGUAAAUUACAUAAAGAACAGGUCCUAAAUGGAUUAUAAAAAAAUUAAAGCCUGUUGAAACAUAUAAUUAAAAAGAAUUCGAGCAUCCACGUUUAGUGAAAGUACAUCAGGCAUUUACAUGACUUUAGGAUUUGAUAUCUCAGGAGAAGAAAAUUAGAUAAGCAGCCUCAUAAUCUUAAAGAAAGAGAAUCGAUAAAAAUAUUUAAGAUUAAAAGUAAUCAUUUAAUGGGAAUCCUAUAUUUGAUCCAAAUUUCUAAAACAAAUUGCAAUAGCACAAUUUAUGA
This is a messenger RNA of Paramecium sonneborni, 559 nucleotides long. NCBI's taxonomy places the organism in Eukaryota, Ciliophora, Oligohymenophorea, Peniculida, Parameciidae. The record is from the annotation of a GenBank genome assembly.